Messenger RNA from Populus trichocarpa (black cottonwood), 1790 nucleotides. Its product is annotated as histone-lysine N-methyltransferase ASHR2. NCBI's taxonomy places the organism in Eukaryota, Viridiplantae, Streptophyta, Magnoliopsida, Malpighiales, Salicaceae. The transcript has 2 exons. The coding region runs from base 118 to 1293 and encodes 391 amino acids. The record is from RefSeq and is a predicted model, not a curated record. Gene Ontology annotation, molecular function: protein binding.
AUCUAUAAAAGCUAAAACCCUAGUUAAAGCACCAAUUUAGCAGCUGAAGGCUCAAGUUGAUUUUGAAAAACGAGACAGAGGAGAGCCUAAGCCGCUCUGCAGAAAAAGAUAGUAAAGAUGUCUGUUGGUGUAAACACAGAAACCCUAGUGAGAGUUGAGGAGAUACAAGGAAGAGGAAGAGGGCUUGUAUCCACUCAGCCCUUAAGAGGUGGCCAAAUCGUCCUCAUAGAUUCUCCAAUCCUCCUCUAUUCUGCACUCCCUUUAACCAAACAGCAACACUCAACCUUCCUUUACUGUGACAAAUGCUUCAAAACUAUACAAUCAGCAUCAGUAUCUUGUCCCACCUGCUCUCACCAGCGUUUCUGUAGCCCCACUUGCCUUUCCGCUGCUCUGGCAUCUUCUCACACUCCUUGGGUCUGCCAAUCUCUUAGCCGCCUCCGCGACUGCCAAGAUUUUCUACAGCAUCAUUCUGUGGAACGACAAAUCCAAGCUCAAUUCCUCGUUGCUGCUUACAAUCUUGCAUUCGUUUCACCUUCGGAUUUUCAAAUUUUGCUGUCGCUGCAAGGCCGCGCUGAAGAUGAAGAUCCAGCUAUUGUCCAGUCUCUGCAUUCUGUAAUCUCAUCUCUUUGUCCUCCUCCACCAAUUGAGGGGUUCUCUUUUAGCUUGGAACUUAUUGCGGCUUUGGUUGCGAAAGACAGAUUUAAUGCUUUCGGAUUAAUGGAGCCUUUGAAUCUUAAUGAAGAGAAUGGUGGGCAAAGAUCGGUGAGGGCUUACGGUAUUUAUCCUAAGGCAUCUCUUUUUAAUCACGAUUGCCUUCCAAAUGCUUGUAGGUUUGAUUAUGUUGAUACGAAUAAUAGUGGGAACACUGAUAUUGUUGUUAGAAUGAUUCAUGAUGUUCCGCAAGGAAGGGAGAUUUGUUUGAGUUAUUUUCCUGUAAACAGUAAUUACUCCACUAGACGGAAAAGAUUGCUUGAGGACUAUGGAUUUACCUGUGACUGUGAUCGUUGUAAGGUCGAAGCUACUUGGUCUGAUGACGAGGGUGAUGGUGAUGAUAAUGAUAAUGAGGUGAUGGAGGAGGAUGUCGAUGAGCCAAUGGAGGCCGAAUCUGAUGGUGAAGAAAUCGGCAAUGAUAAUAGCACUGACUUUCCUCAUGCCUAUUUCUUUUUGAGAUACAUGUGUAAUCGAAAUAAUUGCUGGGGUACACUGGCUCCUUUUCCUCCUUCUGAUGCUAAGCCAUCAAAUUUAUUGGAGUGCAAUGCCUGUGGUGAUAUCAAGAAUGAUGAGGUUUGUUGAUGCUGGUGGGGGUGCGAGCCUGGCUUUACUUGAAUCAUUAACCUCUUGAACUCUCUAUCUUGCUGCUUGCCAAUUACUACUCAGGCCGUCACUGCAGUUUAUUGUUUUGGAUUGGUGGCACUAUCCUGGUACUAGGUGCUGAAUUUAGAAUUCAGAAUUCAGAAUUGAUAAAUGAUGUCAAAGAUGACAGGAAUUUAAUGGCGGAAAAUGCAAGUAUUAUACAUCCAUGCACAUUUUGAGGUUUCUCUUUUCAAUCCUUGCCAGCCACACGCACGCAAUUCUUGUGGAAAAGAACUGAAAGAUUAGUGAAUCUUUUGUUAGAAUGAAUGGCACAGUAGUUUUCAUUUCUGUGAAGCUAUGCUAUUAUGUUUAGUGCAAAUGCAUGCUGCAAGUUUUCUAUGGUUUUGUAUCGACUUAUGAUUCAAGCGUUCUCUUUGCAUAAAUGCUUGAGCAUGCAAAAUUUGCUGGUUUGCAGAGAUGGCUGUUCCUUAUCAUGA